UGUCAUUUGAGGUCCGCUCAACCGCCAUAUAAAGCCCGACGACACUCGGCGAGGCUUCUUUAUUUGUCAUCGCCUGCGCCAGAUGUUCUUGAGAAUUCCUUUUGCGUAACUUGCGCAACAAGCGUUUCAGUUCUUGAGCUUGCUUUGCUCCGAUCAAGAUUUGGGGAUUCUUCAAUAUUCCAGUUUUUACGGGUAAAGGAGGCAAUUGUUUUAACUACUGCAGAUCAUAUAAGAAUUCUGAGUCCUAAAAUGUCUGCCUAGGAGUUAGUACUAGAACUCCAUUGAACAAGUCCUGGAAACCCUUCUUAUACCAACUGCUAGCGGUGGAAAUCUUCUUACUGUGGGCUCAUUUCUGAUUUCUUAAUGCAAGCGAAUCGGCAGGCUUCAUCUGUGAUCAAUGAGAUGUAUCAACAAUCUGUGCUAGAGAUGGAUCCUUACUAUUUAUCUCAUUUUCACGUAAUGGGAAACCAUGUCUCUCCUGACACAAGCAGCCAGGGAAACAGUGUUAACUUCUCUUCCUGUAAGGAUCAGUUCUUUACUCUGGAAUCAUUCCCGGCUACUGCUGAUCUGAGUGCCUGUAAUUCCCCUUCUGCUGUGAGUGUUCUGUCUUCCAGGAGUCCCUUCUCACCUCAAGGUUCUCAAUCAUGCUCUUCAGAUCAACACCAUUCCUUUGACAACACUUGCGGAUCACCAUUAAGUGGAUGCUCUGUAACUGAUGAUGAUAACGAAUUAAAGCACAAGCUGAAAGAAUUAGAAAUUUCUUUGCUGGGGCCUGAAUCUGACAUUGUAGAUAGCUGCUACUGUUCUUUCAGGAGUGGGACACAUCAAGAUGCAUCAGUGGCAAAGCGUAACUGGAAUCAGGUGGUUGAAAUGAUUCCUAGACUAAAUCUUCAGGACACACUUAUCCAUUGUGCCCAAGCGAUUCAUGAUUCGGAUCUAAAUGUGGCGACAUUAUUUAUGGAUGUUUUAGGGCAGAUGGUUUCUGUCUCCGGUGAUCCAGCUCAGAGGUUGGGAGCUUACUUGUUGGAAGGGCUUAGAGCGAGGCUGGAACGAUCUGGGAGUGCAAUAUACAAGGCUCUAAAGUGUGAAGAGCCAACAAGUUCUGAACUAAUGUCAUAUAUGUCUGUUCUAUUCCAGAUUUGCCCGUACUUCAAAUUUGGUUAUACUUCUGCUAAUGCCGUCAUUUGGGAGGCCAUGGUAAAUGAACCGAUAAUCCACAUUAUUGAUUUUCAAAUCGCACAGGGUAGUCAGUAUAUACCCCUCAUCCAGGAUCUUGCCAAUCGGCCUGGUGGUCCCCCAGUUCUUCGCAUAACGGGCGUGGAUGAUUCCCAAUCAGCUCAUGCUCGAGGAGGGGGACUGCAAAUCGUGGGACAGAAGUUAGCUCAGCUGGCUCAAUCAAAGGGAAUUCCCUUCCAAUUUCAUGCUGCUGCAAUGUCUGGUUGUGAGGUUGAACGCAGUAAUCUUAGAAUAAGACCGGGAGAAGCAUUGGCUGUGAAUUUUCCGUAUGCCUUACACCACAUGCCAGAUGAGAGCGUUAGCACACAUAAUCACCGAGACCGGCUUUUAAGGCUGGUUAAAAGUCUGUCACCAAAAGUAGUAACCAUAGUUGAGCAGGAAUCCAACACGAACACAUCCCCAUUCCUUCAUCGUUUUAUAGAGACGCUAGAUUAUUACACUGCUAUGUUCGAGUCAAUAGAUGUAGCUCGUUCAAGAGACGACAAGCAGCGAAUCAGGGCAGAGCAACAUUGUGUGGCCCGAGACAUAGUGAACAUGGUAGCUUGUGAGGGAUUUGAAAGGGUAGAACGCCAUGAACUCCUUGGCAAGUGGAGGAUGAGAAUGAGGAUGGCUGGUUUCACUUCAUAUCCAAUGAGCUCAUCUGUAACAGGAGCUAUCAAGAAUAUGUUGAGGGAUUUCAAUGAGAACUACAGACUCCAAGAAGUGGAUGGGGCCAUCUACCUUGGCUGGAAAAACAGACCAAUGGCAACCUCCUCUGCAUGGAGAUGAGAGCCUCUAAACUCCAAAUCCAAUUGACUAAUAGAUUCUGUAAAAUUUUUGCUCUCGAGCUUUCCUUUACGAGUACAUCUUAGAGCGUGGAGCGAUGAUAACCCAUAUAGAUUUAUAGAAUGUGAGGUUAAAAAAGCUCUUACUGUUUGUAGGAAGGAACCCAAAUCUUGAAACUUGCUGUAAAUUUUCCAACUUUGGCCAAAGAAUUUUGUCCUUGUGUUAA
Benincasa hispida (wax gourd) is the source of this 2227-nucleotide messenger RNA. RefSeq names its product SCARECROW-like 13 (gene SCL13). The record is from RefSeq and is a predicted model, not a curated record. NCBI's taxonomy places the organism in Eukaryota, Viridiplantae, Streptophyta, Magnoliopsida, Cucurbitales, Cucurbitaceae.